AAACAACCACCCUCUCUCCACUCACCACAUCGCCCAUCACACAUCUCACAAUGUUGAAGAGUGGGAUCCAGCAGGCGCUCCGCGCUUCUAUGCGCAGGCCGGCCAUCCGCCGCAGCGCAUUCCAGCCCCUCAAGAAGAGCUUCGCUCCCGCGCUUUCAACCCGCUUCGCCAGUACCGAUGCAGCAAACCAUGGCAAGAUUCAUCAAGUCAUUGGAGCCAUUGUCGAUGUCAAGUUCGACACCGAGCAGCUCCCUGCUAUUCUCAAUGCCGUCACAACCCAGAACGGUGACCAGAAGUUGAUUCUCGAAGUUGCUCAACAUUUGGGUGAGAACAUCGUCAGAUGCAUUGCCAUGGACGGUACCGAGGGUCUCGUUCGAGGUUCCAAGGCCACCGACACUGGUGCCCCCAUUAAGAUUCCCGUUGGUCACGGUACCCUCGGACGCAUCAUGAACGUCACCGGUGACCCCAUUGACGAGCGUGGUCCCAUCAAGGCUACCAAGUACGCGCCCAUUCACGCCGACCCUCCUGAGUUCACCGAGCAAUCCACCUCCGCCGAGGUCCUCGUCACUGGUAUCAAGGUCGUCGACCUGUUGGCUCCCUACGCCCGUGAGUUGAUCAACAACAUCGCCAAGGCCCACGGUGGUUUCUCCGUCUUCACUGGUGUCGGUGAGCGUACCCGUGAGGGUAACGAUCUGUACCAUGAGAUGCAGGAGACUUCCGUCAUUCAGCUUGACGGUGACUCUAAGGUCGCGCUGGUUUUCGGUCAGAUGAACGAGCCCCCGGGUGCCCGUGCACGUGUCGCCCUUACAGGUCUUACGGUGGCAGAAUAUUUUCGCGAUGCUGAAGGCCAGGACGUGUUGCUCUUCAUUGACAACAUCUUCAGGUUUACCCAGGCCGGUUCUGAGGUAUCUGCUCUGCUUGGUCGUAUUCCUUCUGCCGUCGGUUACCAGCCCACCCUCGCCAUUGACAUGGGUGUUAUGCAGGAACGUAUUACCACUACCACCAAGGGAUCCAUUACCUCCGUCCAGGCCGUCUACGUCCCCGCUGACGAUUUGACCGAUCCCGCCCCUGCCACCACCUUCGCCCAUUUGGACGCCACCACUGUCUUGUCCCGUGGUAUCUCCGAGUUGGGUAUCUACCCCGCUGUCGACCCUCUUGACUCCAAGUCCCGUAUGUUGGACCCCCGUGUCAUCGGUGAGGACCACUACAACACAGCCACCCGUGUCCAGCAAAUUCUCCAGGAGUACAAGUCGCUCCAGGAUAUCAUUGCCAUUCUCGGUAUGGACGAGUUGUCGGAAGCCGACAAGCUCACCGUCGAGCGUGCCCGUAAGAUCCAGCGUUUCUUGAGCCAGCCUUUCGCUGUCGCCCAGGUCUUCACUGGUAUUGAGGGCAAGCUUGUCGACCUCAAGGACACCAUCCGAUCAUUCAAGGCUAUCUUGACUGGUGAGGGUGACGACCUUCCCGAGGGUGCUUUCUACAUGGUCGGUGACUUUGAGUCAGCACGCGCCAAGGGAGAGAAGAUUCUUGCUGAGCUCGAGAAGUCAUAGAUGGACUUUUGUGGUGGGUGAAGAGUCGGCCAGUGUGUCUAGGGCAGUUCGCUGGUAUUCUCACUUUGUACAAAACAUAUACCUCGGAAAAACGUGGGAUUAUGAGCGAGUGCUUUAACGUGCAUGGCUUCCUGUAAUCUAUCUUACAUGAAGAGACAGCUUUUUCUUGUUCAACAAAUCAUGGUCUCUCUGCUUGUGCUGUUUUUGUGGCUAAUCACGUUAGUUGGCUGUUUAGAGUACUGUGUUUUCUGUCAG
Messenger RNA from Pyrenophora tritici-repentis Pt-1C-BFP, 1802 nucleotides. RefSeq lists its product as uncharacterized. NCBI's taxonomy places the organism in Eukaryota, Fungi, Ascomycota, Dothideomycetes, Pleosporales, Pleosporaceae. Gene Ontology annotation, biological process: proton transmembrane transport; ATP metabolic process. The record is from RefSeq and is a predicted model, not a curated record.